AUGAAAAGGUUUGUCCAUACCAAUAAUCCAUUUUAUUCAGACAAACUCGACGCAGCAGAAUUCUACUGGAAACGACAUGAAGACGUUUUAAAGGAGAUUCGACGGACGGUGGAAAUACUAGUCUUCCAUUUGAACUCACUUCAAACAACUCCUUUCUCACGUAUUUCGUUUCACUGUAAGAAGGAUAGAGUGUACAUGGCUUCGUACAACACUGCUAUAGAAAACAUGACAAAGCAUUUACAACAGUUUUCUGAUACUCUUCACCCAAUCGUAUCAUUUUCAUCCGAAUUUCUCGAUAAUUUCCAAGACAUCCGAAAGAAACUGAAAGACAAAAAGAAGGAGUACAACAACCAACUUGCAAUGUUAUACCACUUCAACACUAUGUACAACGAAAGCGUGUUUUCGCUCUUCGCGCAAAUAACUCAAUCGUGUCAGGAGUUCUUCACAAACGCACAAUCAUCGUUUUCUGGUGUCGAUAAGUCGUCCCUUGAUAUUGUAAAAGCAAAAGAACACGCACAAUAUGUGGAGAUAAACGAACUUAAGUUCGUCGAAUACUUCAAAGUCAACCUCAUCGACAUUUUAAAUACCGAACAACGAACACCAAAACAACUUCCUCUCGCAAUAGCAAAAACCAUCUCCAUGUUGAACUCUUCUAAUCUCUCUUUUAAAGGUCUUUUCAGGUUUACGCCCUAUGCGGACUCAAAAGAAAUCGAUCAAGUCACACGAAGAAUAUCAGUGACUGAUAUAACUGAAUACUCGGUCGAUGUCAUCGCUUGUGUCUUAAAGUGCUUUUUACAAAAUUUGAAGAAGCACGUGUUUCCUACUAUGGCAUCGUUGGAAAUGAUAUCAAUUCAUAUCAAAAGUGGUCAAAUGGAAGUGAACACGCUGGCAAAGAAGUAUCAAAAUAUCAUCACUCAACUUCCUGAAGAGUCAAUAACAAUGUUGUGCAACGUCAUUGCUGUAUGUAAAAAGAUUGCAAAUCAUAGUAAGGAGAACGGAAUGAAUCAGAAGAACCUUGGCGUCGUCCUCGCCCCAAUUUUACUGACUUUACCCGAUCCAGAGACACUUAAAAACACGGGAAUUAACCCAAACACAACAAAAGAAAUUGGAUAUGGUAUUGAAAUAGUUAAAUUUAUUAUUACAAACUACGAUUUAAUCUUUACUGCUGAGAUUGUCGAUGGGCGAGAGUGUUGUGUUGAUGUUCAAGACGUUACAAAUGAAGGUCCUCAAGAAGACGAGAAAGACACAAAAGAUGACAAAUUCAUUAAAAUCGAGAAAAGCGUUAUUAUGAAUCAAAGCAUCAAUCUUCCUACACAAAAACGCAUGAGAACAGCAUCAUCUGCAGAUAAAAUGGGGAACGGAGAAAAUGAUAAUGAGAGUAAGAAGUCAAGACAAAAACGCGUCAUAUUAAGUUCAGAUAUUUCCGAACUGAUUGUAGGGAAACUGAAAGAAGAAAUUGGAGAGAAAGAACCCGAUGUCAAACCACCAGAAAAAGAAGAAAAGGUCGAACUCUUACCCUUUCAAAGUAGAGACUUCUAUGUCGAAAAAGCGUUACAACGAGGGGAUGCAACAAACGAAAAACAAGAAGACAAACCAUUUAAAGUGGUCUGCGUAUCCAAUGUCGCUUGCCAAAAAACUAAAAAUUCACCACUACUCUAUGAAUCAAAAAAUUCACCACCACCAGAAGGCAAUGAAACAAAUCAACAUAAUAUCCUCUAUUUAACACAAAACGAUUUGUCAAAAUCGACUAAUGCACUACUCGCUGAAUCAAAAGAAACACAACAGGGCCCACGACCAGGUUCAAUUCCUAAUACUAAAUUCAUUGUUCCAACUUUCGAACCUAAAAAGAAAAAGAAGAAACAGGCAGAUAUAACAGUCACUCCACAAAAAGGAAAACGUGGAAGAACAAAAACACUUGUUGAGAAAACAAAGGCAGAUCGGUUGAACGAUCUUUAA
This is a messenger RNA of Entamoeba invadens IP1, 1956 nucleotides long. RefSeq lists its product as hypothetical. Gene Ontology annotation, biological process: signal transduction. Bases 1 to 1956 code for a protein of 651 amino acids. Lineage: Eukaryota; Evosea; Mastigamoebida; Endamoebidae. The record is from RefSeq and is a predicted model, not a curated record. Gene Ontology annotation, molecular function: GTPase activator activity. The transcript has a single exon.